UUAGGAACCGAGACACCGCUGCUCUAUCCGUCUCCAGGUGUGGACGGGAUGACAUGCCGCCCCUGUCAUCUGGACACACCCUCGGGAUCCUCGCCGGUGAUUGGCCCCCGGAACUGUAGCUCAGGAGAGGCACACAGGCGGCCAAUCACCGGCGAGGAGGUGGAGCUUGGAGAGGAGGAGCCGAGCGGCCACCGCGAAGAUCGAGCGGGUGAAGAGGAGGAGAGCGGCCGGAGAAAGAAGACAGCUGACAGAGGGAGGGAGCGAGCCCAGGCUGGAGCAGGGGUCAGCAAGGUAAGUAUC
Molecule: messenger RNA, 300 nt
Organism: Staurois parvus
Lineage: Eukaryota; Metazoa; Chordata; Amphibia; Anura; Ranidae
Source: the annotation of a GenBank genome assembly